Messenger RNA from Triticum aestivum (bread wheat), 1335 nucleotides. Its product is annotated as cationic peroxidase SPC4. Gene Ontology annotation, molecular function: heme binding; peroxidase activity. The record is from RefSeq and is a predicted model, not a curated record. Gene Ontology annotation, biological process: response to oxidative stress; hydrogen peroxide catabolic process. The transcript is spliced from 2 exons. Bases 98 to 1156 code for a protein of 352 amino acids. Lineage: Eukaryota; Viridiplantae; Streptophyta; Magnoliopsida; Poales; Poaceae.
GAAGCCACGCUCACUCGCAGCUAGUAAAACCAAAGUAGCACUAGUGCACUGCAGCUGAAGGCACAGAGCUGCUGAUCGAGGUAGCUAGCUAGGAUCAAUGGCGUCGGGCAGGACAGCAGCGGUGCUGGUCCUCGUGGCCGCGGUGCUGUGCCCUGCAGCCUUGUCCAAGCCGUCGUCGGCGUUCAUCUCUAUGCCCACCGACCAUGUCGGUGGCCGUAUUCCUCCCGUCUCCCCCGCCGACGGGCUCGCCUUCAACUUCCACGCCGACUCCUGCCCGCAGCUGCAGGACGUGGUGCGCUCCGCCGUGCAGACCGCGCUCCAGAGCGAGAUCGCGCUCGCCGCCGGCCUCCUCCGCAUCUUCUUCCACGACUGCUUCCCUCAGGGCUGUGAUGCGUCAGUCCUUCUGACGGGAGAUGGCAGCGAGCUGCAGCUGCCGCCGAACCUUACGCUCCAGCCGCGGGCGCUGCAGCUCAUCGAGUCCAUCCGUGCCACCGUCCAUGCUUCCUGCGGGCCCGUUGUCUCCUGCGCCGACAUCACGGCCCUCGCCACACGUGACGCCGUCGCCUUCUCCGGCGGCCAGGGCUACGACGUGCCACUCGGCAGGCUCGACAGCCUCGCGCCGGCCCCGAGCUCGGCCGUCUUCGAUCUCCCCCAGGCCAGCUCCAACGCCGCCACGCUCAUCGACGUCUUCCAGACGCGCAACCUCGACAACGUCGACCUGGUCGCGCUCUCGGGCGGCCACACCAUCGGGAAGGGCCACUGCAGCUCCUUCUCCAACCGCUUCUCCGAGGACUCCGACUUCGUCCGAAGCCUGGCCUCCAACUGCUCCACCGACUUCAACCGGCUGCAGGACCUCGACGUCGCCACCCCGGACGUGUUCGACAUCAAGUACUUCACCAACCUGCAACAGGGCAAGGGGGUCUUCACCUCCGACCAGAAGCUCACCGCCGACUGGCGAACGGAAUGGGUGGUCAACGGCUUCGCCGGGAACCACUGGUGGUUCUUCGGCCAGUUUGCCGCCUCCAUGACCAAGCUCGGGAAUCUCCAGGGGCCCCAAGGAAACGUUGGCGAGAUCCGUCGCAAUAGCUGCUUCGUGCGCAACGGACAGAGCUUCCUCACCACCAGCAGCGACGAGGGGCUCUCCGCCUCUGCUUGAGAUCACCGAUGUUAGCCAGAUUAGUGUCUUAAUAAGAGCUCGCUAGCUAAUGUAGCCUCUGUUAUUCAGUACGUGAUAGAUUUACUCCUUUUUUCGAAAGCAUACGUCGUGGUUAUGCAACUCAGAUCCACCCAAAGAACGUGACAGUAAUUUAACCGGAAUCGUACUAGGAUGCCACA